Oncorhynchus nerka (sockeye salmon) is the source of this 958-nucleotide messenger RNA. RefSeq names its product parvalbumin 9 (gene pvalb9). Bases 298 to 627 code for a protein of 109 amino acids. Gene Ontology annotation, molecular function: calcium ion binding. The record is from RefSeq and is a predicted model, not a curated record. Gene Ontology annotation, cellular component: cytoplasm. The transcript has 5 exons. NCBI's taxonomy places the organism in Eukaryota, Metazoa, Chordata, Actinopteri, Salmoniformes, Salmonidae.
AGCGUGAAACACUUGUCUGCCUGCUAUAGAAAAAGGGCGGUACAGGUUUCAGUAUUUACACGCAUCAACCAGUCAAGGCAAAUAUUUAAAUAGUAGGUUAACGGUUAAUUAGUUAGGUAAGCAAUUCGAAAGUGGCCUGGCUGUGAGAAUUUGAUACACGGACAGGUAACUCAAGCAUCGCAGAUUUUCUGUUUCCAGUCCAUAUAUAAAUAUUAAUCGGCAGUCAUCAGUCACCACAAAACCUGACAUAUUCUGGGUUGGACACCGGCGCGGGCAAGAUCAUCAAAGCGGAUUAAUAUGUCACUCACUUCUAUCCUUUCCGCGGAGGCUAUUGAGAAUGCCGUCAAGGAGUGCCAAGCCCCAGACUCCUUCAGCUUUAAGAAGUUUUCCCAGCUGUGUGGCCUGACCUCCAAAUCUCCCAAAGAAGUCAAAGAUGUCUUCCAGAUCCUUGACGAGGACAACAGUGGCUUCCUCGAGGAGUCAGAGCUCAAGUUCUUCCUGCAACGGUUUGUCCCCGGGGCGCGGACGCUGACGGACGCUGAGUGCAAAGGCUUCCUGUCUGCAGCUGAUGAUGACAACGAUGGCAAAAUCGGAGUAGAAGAAUUCCUGAUCAUGGUCCAGUCCUGAGAGUUCCAUGGGAGCUGGGAGAGCAGCAGGUGUUCAUUCUCCUCUCCUUCCUCCAGCCUCAGCCUCCAACUUCCAGACUGUAGUCAACUUCCUCAAGCCUACAGCAGCCUCCAUUCCCAGGAAUAUGUUUUUCUUUGUCCUUGUGCUUGAAUUGUGCCCUUAAAUUGUUUUUUUCUUUUCUUUCAGAGCCCCUCUCUUAUUCAUCCAUGAAACCAUUUUUACUUGCCCUUUGAUUACGUUCUAGGAGGUUGUAUAGCUGCAUCGCCCCAUAUUUCCUUCCAAUGCACACUACAUUGUCGAUCAAAAAGAUGAAUAAACACAUUGUAACUUA